AAGCCCAAGAGGUCAUCCCUGUUGCCGACAUUCAUUUUGUCAUCCAAUAGUUGGAGACGCCAAUCUGGUGCUUCGUGCGGCGUUUGAUUUUCUGGUUUCUUGUUGGCUGAAAUGCCUCAUCCUACGUGGCACGUCGUCGACAAGAAAUUGCCAUCAAUCAAUAACACUUAUUUCUCGUUUGGCCCACUGGGAACACAAAUCCAUAUGCGAAGAGGCACGAGCCGCUCUCCUCGUUGUGUCUGUAGAGUUAUUCAGAGCAGAGGAACUAUCUUCUUUUGACAAAAAAACCAUGGCAAUCGUAGAUUCAUGAAUUAUGCCGUCAUGUGUCGAGUGAGACUGGUAGAUUAAUUUACUUCAAAGGUUUCGUGCACGAUUCGUUCAUCUUGUGGGUAUUUCGCUACGUUGUGCUGCCAUGACUCCUCCAACCCCAGUUUCUCAAUUUAAAUCCCUCUUUGGUGAACCCAAUAUUGUAACACCUCUUCAAAAUCCCAUCAGUGCCUAUUCAAAACUUGGCUCGCUUUUCUUGCCCAGAAGGUUAUCUGUGCAAUUUCAGGCUCCUCGUGGGGAUUCAAGGAUGCCGUUGAGGGCUAUUACUGUGUCAGCAACCACGGCCGAGAAAGCCAAGAAACCGUAUCCUGGUGAAUCCAACGGGUUUGUGGAGGAGAUGAGGUUUGUGGCGAUGAAAUUGCAUACCAAGGUGCAGGCUAAAGAGGGAGAGAAGGAGAUCAGUCAACCUGAGGAGCGAUCAGUGGUCAAGUGGGAACCCACAACUGAUGGGUAUUUGAGAUUUCUUGUGGAUAGCAAAUUGGUUUUUGACACACUGGAAAAGAUCGUCUCUGAUGCUGUUUUUCCUUAUUAUGCUGAGUUCAGAAAUACAGGAUUGGAAAGGUCUGCAAGCCUGGCAAAAGAUCUGGAAUGGUUCAGAGAGCAAGGUCAUACCAUUCCUGAACCUUCUUCUCCGGGUCUUACCUAUGCACAGUAUCUUAAAGAGUCAUCUGUGAAGCAUCCCCAGGCCUUUAUCUGCCAUUUCUACAACAUAUACUUCGCCCAUUUCGCUGGUGGUAGGAUGGUUGGGAAGAAGGUGGCAGAAAAGAUACUUGACAAGAAGGUGUUGGAGUUCUAUAAAUGGGAUGGUCAGCUUGCGCAGAUGUUACAGAAUGUGAGGGACAAGCUGGAUAAAGUUGCUGAAGAAUGGACUCGAGAAGAAAAGAAUCAUUGUUUGGAAGAAACUAAGAAAUCAUUCAAGCUUUCAGGCGAAGUUCUGCGUCUGAUAUUAGUGUCAUGAUAACAGUUGUACUGCUUGCUAUUUGCGUAAUUAUUGUGUAAAUAAUGGCAAAGCUUAGAACAUUGUGUGACCUGCAUAUUAUGUUAUUUUCAAUUCAUAAGGUUGCCUAUAUUUGUAAUUAUGCAUGUUGACAGCUCUGUUUAACGAGUAAGCAUUGUUUUCAA
This is a messenger RNA of Neltuma alba, 1449 nucleotides long. RefSeq names its product heme oxygenase 1, chloroplastic-like. Gene Ontology annotation, molecular function: heme oxygenase (decyclizing) activity. The transcript is spliced from 5 exons. Gene Ontology annotation, biological process: heme oxidation; phytochromobilin biosynthetic process. Lineage: Eukaryota; Viridiplantae; Streptophyta; Magnoliopsida; Fabales; Fabaceae. The record is from RefSeq and is a predicted model, not a curated record. The coding region runs from base 413 to 1285 and encodes 290 amino acids.